AUGGCCACAGAAGAAACUGAGAUUAAAGAUGAGCGCUUGGGGACCCAGGAAGAGGGCGGUGACGAUGAGGUAAGAAUCCUGCCGAAGCUGCUUGAAGCUUUGAUUCGCACCCCAGAAGCUCCUCCCUCGUUUUCGAUACAAUGCAUUGCCUCUGAAGAAAUUGCGGCGAUGAAGAAACGGGUCGCGGAAAUGGAAUCCGAAGCUGCGAAACUACGCGAAAUGCAAGCCACCCUUGAUCAACAGUCCGAGAAUCUACGAGAGGAUAAAGAAGAGAUCGAUGCUCGGAGUAUCUUCGUAGGAAAUGUGGACUACGGAGCUUCUCCCGAGGAAAUCCAAGCGCACUUCCAGAGCUGCGGCUCGAUAAACCGUGUCACUAUCCUGCUGGAUAAAUUCACGGGUCAGCCUAAGGGGUACGCUUAUGUAGAGUUCGCAGAGCCAAGCUUGGUGGCCCAGGCCCUUGUUCUGAACGAAAGUGUGUUCCGCGGCCGGAACCUGAAGGUUGUCCCCAAACGGACGAAUGUUCCUGGCAUGAGUCGCGGCCGCGGCCGGGGCGGCUUCCGGGGACGAGGACACUUCCGUGGAGGAUACCCCCCUCGUGGAGGCUACCGCGGCGGCUACCGUGGCCGGGGUUUCCCUGAUCCUUUCGCUGUGGCCACUGUCGGCGGUGAGCAGACUCACACGACGUCGGUGAUCAAGAAGACGUUGAACCCGUAUUGGAAUGAGAUGUUUGACCUACGAGUCAACGAAGACAGCAUUCUUGCGAUCCAGAUAUUCGACCAGAAGAAGUUUAAAAAAAAGGACCAAGGAUUCCUCGGCGUCAUUAAUGUCCGUAUCGGAGAUGUGAUAGAUUUACAAAUGGGUGGUGAUGAAAUGCUCACGAGAGAUUUGAAAAAGUCCAAUGAUAAUCUUGUCGUUCACGGAAAACUAAUCAUCAACCUGUCCACCAAUCUCAGCACGCCCAACACCAAUCAAGCCAAUGGUAUGCAUCGAUCACAUCUUCAGUCGUCGACGUCUAGUGGCCUUGUUCCACAGGUUGCACCCUCGACUUCCUCCGCUCCAAGCCAGGUCGAUUCUCCAUCCGCUGUGUCGAAUCCAUCUCUCAACCCUCAACGCGUCCCGUCGACCGCCCGACCUUCCAGCACGGUGAUUCCUGCCAACGGAGCUGCAACACUUCCCAACGGUCAACACGGCUCUCGCACAAACCUGAGUUCUUUCGAAGAUAGCCAAGGACGACUGCCGGCCGGCUGGGAGCGGCGGGAGGAUAACCUGGGGAGAACCUACUAUGUCGAUCACAACACGAGAACCACCACCUGGACUCGGCCCUCGGCAAAUUACAACGAGCAUACACAGCGCACUCAGCGUGAGGCUAAUAUGCAGCUGGAACGAAGGGCUCAUCAGAGCCGAAUGCUGCCAGAGGACCGAACUGGGGCCAGCUCUCCAAAUUUGCAAGAUAACCAGGCGCAACCUCAGCCGCCACAGGCUUCCACCCCGCCAACUGGCGGUGGUGGCGGCGUGAACGCUGUGUCCAUGAUGGCCACGGGAGCUACCACUGCAGGCACUGGCGAGCUUCCGCCAGGAUGGGAGCAGCGGAAUACCCCCGAGGGGCGGCCAUACUUUGUCGACCAUAAUACCCGAACCACGACGUGGGUGGACCCCCGCCGACAGCAGUACAUUCGGAUGUACGGCCAGAAUGCCAACGGCAACAACACAACCAUCCAGCAGCAACCGGUUUCUCAACUGGGACCGCUACCUAGUGGCUGGGAAAUGCGCUUAACGAACACGGCCCGUGUCUACUUCGUUGACCACAACACCAAGACGACUACUUGGGAUGAUCCCCGUCUUCCGUCGUCGCUGGACCAGGGUGUCCCCCAGUACAAGCGUGACUUUAGGCGCAAGUUGAUCUACUUCCGGUCGCAACCCGCCUUGCGAAUCAUGUCCGGCCAGUGUCAUGUUAAGGUGCGCCGCAACAACAUCUUCGAAGACUCCUAUGCGGAGAUCAUGCGACAGAGCGCUUCGGAUUUGAAGAAGCGUUUAAUGAUCAAGUUCGAUGGCGAGGACGGCCUGGACUAUGGCGGUCUUUCUCGUGAAUUCUUCUUCCUCCUUUCUCAUGAAAUGUUCAACCCGUUCUAUUGUCUUUUCGAGUAUUCAGCACAUGAUAACUAUACCCUGCAAAUUAAUCCCCAUUCGGGUGUUAACCCGGAACAUUUGAACUACUUCAGGUUCAUCGGACGCGUCGUUGGAUUGGCCAUCUUCCAUCGUCGUUUCCUCGAUUCUUUCUUCAUUGGAGCUUUCUACAAGAUGAUGCUACGCAAGAAGGUCUCGCUGCAGGACAUGGAAGGUGUCGACGAGGAUGUGCACCGGAAUUUGGCAUGGACGUUAGAUAACGAUAUCGAGGGAAUCAUCGAACUGACCUUCUCUGUGGAUGACGAGAAAUUCGGAGAGCGUCGCACUAUUGACCUGAAGCCGGGCGGUCGUGAUAUACCCGUUACGAACGAGAACAAGCACGAAUACGUCGAGUUGGUGACGGAAUGGAAGAUUGUAAAGCGGGUUGAGGAGCAAUUCAAUGCCUUUAUGUCGGGCUUCAACGAGCUGAUCCCGGCGGAUCUGGUUAACGUGUUUGAUGAACGCGAGCUCGAGCUGUUGAUCGGAGGUAUUGCAGAUAUUGAUGUGGACGAUUGGAAGAAGCACACCGACUAUCGCGGCUACCAGGAGCAGGAUGAGGUGAUCCAGAACUUCUGGAAGAUCGUGCGUUCCUGGGAUGCGGAACAGAAGUCUCGGCUGCUGCAGUUCACCACGGGUACUUCACGGAUUCCGGUCAACGGCUUCAAGGAUCUGCAGGGGUCUGACGGACCGAGACGGUUCACAAUUGAGAAAUCGGGUGAUCCGGUGGCGCUGCCGAAGUCGCACACAUGUUUCAAUCGUCUGGAUCUUCCACCGUACAAGACGCAUGACGCGUUGGAGCACAAGUUGUCUAUCGCAGUGGAGGAAACCUUAGGAUUCGGCCAGGAGUAG
This is a messenger RNA of Aspergillus tanneri, 3012 nucleotides long. RefSeq lists its product as uncharacterized. Lineage: Eukaryota; Fungi; Ascomycota; Eurotiomycetes; Eurotiales; Aspergillaceae. Gene Ontology annotation, molecular function: RNA binding; protein binding; ubiquitin-protein transferase activity. The record is from RefSeq and is a predicted model, not a curated record. Bases 1 to 3012 code for a protein of 1003 amino acids. The transcript is spliced from 11 exons.